UAUAUGUUGUGAAUCAUGGUAUCCAUUAGCACUAACCAUAUUUGUUGUGAAUCAAAUAUACGUGUAUUGCUGGUGUAUUAAUUUUUGAAUCAAUAAGUCUAUGUACAUGCUGGACAAGACAAACUCUGCUCACCAUGUAUGUCAUGCACGCCUGAUAAACACGUAGAAUGAACGUCACGCUAACUGCAUCAGUUAUCUGGGCGUUGCACCUUCAUUUUGCUCUGUCACGUUCGUUCUUUCCUCUUCUUCCCACAUUUUGUUCUUGCUCACGAACUGAUCAUUUCGCCAUGGAUCCAGCGUCACCACCCCAUCACAAUCAGCUGCAAGAGCAAGAGCAUGAUCAAGUUGGAUGCCCGACCAUGAAGAAGGAGCCAGGGUGGGCGCAGGCGGCGGCGCGCGCGGUGGCCGGCGAGGCGCGUGCGCAGCGGGGCAUCGUGCUUCCGCUGAUCGGCAUGAACCUGACGGGGUUCGUCAAGCAGGCCAUCACCACCGCCUUCCUCGGCCGGCUUGGCGACCUGGAGCUGGCCGCCGGCACGCUGGGUUUCAGCUUCGCCAGCGCCACGGGGAUCGCCGUGCUCAUGGGCCUCUGUGGGGCCAUGGACCCCAUCUGCGGCCAGGCGCAUGGCGCCGGGAACUCGGCGCUGCUCCGCAGGACGCUGGUCAUGACCAUUGUCAUGCUCCUCGCGGCCUCCGUGCCCAUCGCGCUCCUCUGGCUCCGCGUCGAUGCCGUGCUCCACCACGUCUUCGGCCAGCAGCCUGACAUAUCCGCGGUGGCGAGGAGGUACGUCGUGUGCCUCCUCCCGGACCUUGCCGUCGUCUCUUUCCGCGCCCCGCUCAAGGCGUACCUGAGCUCGCAGGAGGUGACGCUCCCGGCGUUCUUCUCCUCCGCCGUGGGGCUUGCCGUCCACGUCCCGCUCAUCGUGUGGCUGUCACGGACCAGGGGCGUCGAGGGCGUCGCUACCGCAGUCUGGCUCAGCGACCUCGCCACCGCUGUCGGGCUGGCCGUCUACGUCCUCCUCCUCUCGAAGAAGGACAAUGGCAAUGCGGAGGCGCCGCGGUGCAGGAGGUGGUGGCCCGACAUGGCGAGGAAGGAAGAGUGGGUGCGUCUGCUCCGGCUGGCUGUACCCUGCUGCCUGAACACGUGCCUGGAGUGGUGGUGCCUUGAGAUCUUGAUCCUGCUGACGGGCCGCCUGCCAGACGCCCGGCGCGCGGUGGCGGUGAUCGCGGUGACGCUCAACUUCGACUACCUCCUCUACGCCGCCAUGCUCUCCCUCUCCGUGAGCGCCGCCGUGCGCGUCUCCAACUCCCUCGGCGCGGGCGAUGCAGCCGCCGCGCGCCGCUCCACCACCAUCUCCAUCAUGGGCGGUAUCCUCGCCGGCGUCGGCGGAGGUGCGCUCAUGCUCGCGUCACGCCGGCAGUGGGCGCGGCUGUACACGCGGGGCGCGGGGGUGCGGGACGGCGUGGCGAAGGCGAUGACGGUGAUGGCGGCGCUGGAGGUGUUGAACUUCCCGCUGAACGUGUGCGGCGGCAUCGUGCGGGGCACGGCGAGGCCGGCGGUGGGGAUGUACGCCGUGCUGGGAGGGUUUUAUCUCGUUGCGCUGCCGGUCGCGGUGGCCCUCGGGUUCAGGGCUCGGCGGGGGAUCGAGGGGCUCUUGGCAGGGUUCAUCGUCGGCACGGCGGCGAGUCUGACGGUGCUGGUCGUGGUGAUCGCGCGCAUGGACUGGAAGGCCGAGGCGGACAAGGCGCGGGUCCGUGCUGGUGUGGGCGCCGUUGGUGAUGAUGUUCCCGGUUCCGGCAAGGAGGACGCGCCGUCAGCGAACCCCGGCGAGGUUUGACACGACGAGUGACUCCAUUGUCGUACAUAUCUAGGUAGUCGUUCGACCUAGUAUUCCUAGAGUUGAUAUAGCACACAUCUAUGCUCAAUAUCCUGGAAACUACUACUACCACUUAACGAAUUGCUAGCAAAAAUCAAUUUCUCUA
Molecule: messenger RNA, 1980 nt
Organism: Lolium perenne
Lineage: Eukaryota; Viridiplantae; Streptophyta; Magnoliopsida; Poales; Poaceae
Product: protein DETOXIFICATION 56-like
Biological process (GO): xenobiotic detoxification by transmembrane export across the plasma membrane
Cellular component (GO): membrane
Molecular function (GO): xenobiotic transmembrane transporter activity; antiporter activity
Source: RefSeq, a predicted model, not a curated record